Messenger RNA from Culicoides brevitarsis, 1150 nucleotides. Its product is annotated as opsin-3-like. Gene Ontology annotation, biological process: phototransduction; G protein-coupled receptor signaling pathway; visual perception. Bases 1 to 1137 code for a protein of 378 amino acids. The transcript is spliced from 9 exons. Gene Ontology annotation, cellular component: plasma membrane. Gene Ontology annotation, molecular function: G protein-coupled photoreceptor activity. The record is from RefSeq and is a predicted model, not a curated record. NCBI's taxonomy places the organism in Eukaryota, Metazoa, Arthropoda, Insecta, Diptera, Ceratopogonidae.
AUGCUUGGGGAACAACGAGGAACUUUCGGAGCAGAAGAAACAACAACUGGAAAACUUCUUGGUUGGAACUUACCCGCCGAAGAGCAACAUUUGGUCCAUGCUCAUUGGAAAAACUACGAGGCGCCUCCAUUUUACAUGCAUCUCCUCUUGGCGUUGGUUUAUUUCGUUUUAAUGGUCACAUCUACCAUCGGCAACGGCUUGGUUAUUUGGAUAUUUUCCACUUCCAAGUCAUUACGUACUGCCUCCAAUAUGUUUAUCGUUAAUUUGGCCAUCUUUGAUCUCUUAAUGAUGCUUGAGAUGCCAAUGUUUAUCGCCAAUUCAUUCAGGCAGCGUCUACUUGGUUACGAUCUUGGAUGUACAAUUUACGCAGCACUUGGCAGUUUAUCAGGCAUCGGAGAAUCAACAACAAAUGCCGUAAUCGCUUAUGACCGAUACAGAACCAUUUCCCGUCCAUUAGACGGGCGCCUAAGCAAAGGUCAAGCAGCAAUUUUUAUCGUACUCACCUGGUUUUGGACAUUGCCAUUUACCCUGUUGCCCAUCUUCAAGAUAUGGGGUCGCUACAUACCCGAAGGUUAUUUGACUACCUGCUCCUUCGAUUAUUUGACCGAUAAUCAGGAUACGCGUGUUUUUGUUGCCUGCAUCUUUGUGUGGGCCUAUUGUAUUCCGAUGGCGGUAAUUUCCGUAUUUUAUUACAAGCUGUUUGGACAAGUGCGGGCACAUGAGCGCGUGCUGAAGGAACAAGCGAGGAAAAUGAAUGUCAAGUCGUUGGCGGUGAACAAGGAGCAACAAGGCAAGGCAGUGGAAAUACGAAUUGCCAAAGCGUGUUUUACUAUUUUCUUCAUGUUUUUGAUGGCGUGGACACCAUAUGCAUUUGUAGCUUUAACAGGCGCCUUCGGGGAUAGACGAGUUUUAACACCAUUAUUUACCAUGAUCCCGGCGAUGUGUUGCAAAAUUGUCUCGUGUUUGGAUCCAUGGAUUUACGCUAUCUCUCACCCGAGAUACAGAGCGGAGCUCGAAAAACGUCUACCGUGGUUGGGGAUCAAAGAAAAGUUGGACGAAGGUGAUAAUAAAUCUGCUAUAACUGCGGUAACUGGCGACGAAACGGAAAAAACCGAUGAUGUUCCCAAUGCCGAAUAGAAAGUGUCACAUA